AUGACCUCAAACUCACAUUCAAGGUCAAGAUCUCGUAAUGAAAGUAUAUCAAUAGCGAUAUCGACUUCGGCGGCAAUUCGUUCAUCAUCACCUUCACCCGUUGCAUCACCUUCAUCACCUACACCGGAUGGAUUAUCGAGAAGAUCAUCUUGGAACCGAUCAAGAGAAGAAAAUAACUUGAAUACUUUUUUACAGAAUCCUCAUUCUCAUUCUCGAGGUCAUUCUCGAGGUCAAUCCUACUCAGAUGGAUUGAACACACCUUCAAGAACACAUCUAAUAGAUCCAAGAUACGAAGGUGGAACUGAACCUGGUACAGAAGAAAGAGAUAUAGCUUAUGCUGGACCUGGUCCUUACAAUAGUAGCGAUUACAAUAAUACUGGUAUUUGGGGAAAUACAUAUUCCGUUUCUCAACCUCAAUUUCAAACAGAUCAUCCUCUGCAAGAUAGAGAUUUGGAAGGAGACGAAGAUUUGAUCACUCCAAUAGGAAAUCUUGAUCAUACAAGGAGAAAUCUACCUUUUUUAGGUAAAUAUGAUUCUGAUAUUUCAUUAGAUGGGAUUGCUCAAGCUCAAGGUCAAGGUCAAGGAGAAAGUGGAGAUUCAUCAUCACAUUCUGAUCUUUCACUUCCGAGAAAUGGAGAUUCAUUUGCAGAAGAUAGAGAAAGAUUAACUCCUGGACAAACAUAUGAUUACCCAAAUUCAAAUCCUAAUUUAAAUCCUAAUUCAACUUCCUCCUCGAGAAAUAGUCCGGGAAAUAGGAAAGCCAAUUCACCUGGGAUAAGGAGAUCACCAGGUAAGAGAGUUUAUGAUGAAAAUGGAUUAGCCAGAUCGAAUACAUUAAGGAAAGUUAGCAAAUCGUUGAGGAAAGCAAGUGUUAGAGUAGUCAAUAUAAUGGGCAUUGAUAAAUCACCUCAAAAAGGUCCAAGUGGUAUAGAAAGAUUAGGAAGUGAUGACGACGGUGAUGAUGAUAAUGAUGAAGAAGACCGACAUGAUGAAGAAGAUAAAUCAGGGGAGGUAAUUGGUUUAGGUAUAAGAAGUGGGAAUGAAUUUGUUGGUGAUGACAACAAUAAAUUGAGACCUGAUCCGAAACCACCAGAAAAAGGUUUAAGAGGUAAAACAUUAGGUGUUUUCAGUAAGAAUAGUAAAAUUAGAAUAGCAAUGGACAAGUUGAUGAGGUACUCCUGGACUGAACCCGUCAUCCUCAUUUUGAUCAUCACCAAUGUCGUCGUAUUGGCUAUACAGUCGGCACCUGCGAGGAAUGUGCCCAGAAUUGACGAUGGGUAUUUCCAGACAUGGGUGGAUUAUGUCCUUCUAGCAUUAUUUUGUAUUUUUACACUGGAAAUGUUCGCCCGGAUAGUAGUCACAGGCCUUAUUCUCGAUCCCGAUCGAUCACUUCGUGAUUUCCUUUUCUCGCCCUCUGGUGUGAUCCCGACUGUUCAACGGCGCGUCGGAAGAGCUCAAACUGAUCUCCAAAGAAAUCUAUCAAGGUCAAAGAUGUCUCAUAGAGCAGCAUGGCGAUUCCACAGCGAUUCAACAAACAACGGUAGACCGUCAAAUAGUGGUGGUGGCGGUAGAUCAAUGACAUUAUCAACGAGACCUAAAGAUGAUCCAAAAAGGGUCAUACCAGUAUUACCUGAAGCACCAUUCCAAAAAGCGGUUGCGAAACAAAAAGAAUUAUCAAAACAAGGAAGACCCUACCUAAGACAUUCAUGGCAUCGUAUAGAUCUAAUAGCAGUCUUAUCAUUCUGGAUAACAUUCUUUUUGGCUAUAUCAGGAUAUGAAGCCACAGCCAACAGACAUGUUUAUAUAUUCAGAGCUUUAUCCGUUUUAAGAGCAGGUAGAUUACUAGUUAUCACUAGUGGUACAACGACGAUUCUUCAUUCGUUGAAAAGGGCGGGUCCAAUGUUAGUUACCGUAGCUUAUUUUUUGAUUUUCGCCGCUGGAAUAUUUUCGAUUAUUGGUGUUCAAUCUUUUAGAGGUUCAUUCAGAAGAUCUUGUGUUUUAACAGAUCCAAAUAAUCAAACGAAUCAAAUUACCUUAAGUCAACAAUGUGGUGGUUUUUUGGAUUCAUCAACUUUAGCUCAUAUCCCUUACUUAGACUUGGAUGGUACACCUUCCAGUAUAAGUCCCAAAGGUUAUAUAUGUCCUCUAGGUCAAGUCUGUAUGACUACCGAUGAUAAUCCAAAUAACGGCGUCAAUGGGUUUGACAACAUAUUCCAAUCAUUGGUGCAAGUUAUUAUCAUCUGUUCGAUCAAUACUUGGGCACCAGUGAUGUAUUCCGCCAUGGACUCCGACUUUUUCAGCUCAUCAUUCUACUUCCUUGCUGGAGUAAUAGUGCUCAACUUCUGGCUGUUGAAUUUGCUCGUCGCUGUGGUUGUCAAUACGUUCUCCGAUAUUCGUGCCGAAACCAAAAGAAGUGCUUUUGGAGGUGAUGAAAGCUUGCUUGGGACAGAUCCUCAAUGGUCAGCAGAGAGCAAACAACGUAAACUGCACAACUGGGUCUUAACGAUAUACAAAAGGACCGAAUUGUUCUGGGUCUUGUUAGUGUUGACUGAUAUGAUCACACAAGGGACAAAGACAAGUGAUUCUUCUGUUAGUAUGAUUCAGCUGCUUAAAAACCUGGAAAUUGCAUUUACGCUGGCAUUCGACGUCGAAAUCAUCAUUCGCAUAGCGGGUCACUUCCCAGAUUGGAGAUCCUUCUUUCUAGGUGGACGAAAUUGUUUCGACCUCUUCUUAGCUGUGGGAUGUUCUAUCAUCAUAAUUCCCGUCAUUUCGAAAGGUGGUAUAUAUCCUUGGUUAACGAUCUUCCAGUUACUGAGGUGGUAUCGAGUCAUUCUAGCUUUCCCAAGAAUGAGACCUCUUUUAAAUACUUUCUUUGGUAGUUUCGCGGGAUUAUUGAACAUGGUAGUUUUUCUAUUCUUGAUGAUUUUCCUUAGUGCCCUGAUGGCUUUACAACUUUUUCGAGGCGAUUUGGAAGAAGGAGCAUUGAUCACUUUCUCUCAAACUUUCAACUCUUUUCUGGGAAUGUACCAAAUCUCAUCGUCUGAAAACUGGACCGAUGUUCUUUACAGUGUCAUGGGGUUUGAGAGCCAGUUUCGCCAAAAUUGGAUCUCUGCGAUCUUCCUUUGUGGAUGGAUGUUGUUCUCCUACUUCAUUCUCGUCCAGCUCUUCAUUGCUGUCAUCAACGAAAAUUUCGCCAUUGCGGAAGAGCAGAAACGCAAGCAACAAGUGGAAGCCUUCAUUCGGAGGGCAGAACCUCAAUCAGCCCAUAUAAGUUGGAUUGAUCGAUUGAACCCUUACAGAUUGAUGUCUGCUCGACAUAACGCCGUCAAAGUUGGAACUCUACCACCAAACUUGGUAUUACCAUUGAAGCAGAACAUCGGAGCGGAUGUCGGUGGCGUAUCAAACUCUGACGUGGGCGCUUGGGGUGAUACCGCUGGAGCUAAGGGAGCUAUGAGAAGAUUGCUUGGGCGUGACAAGGAAGAAUCAUCUAUUCCACUUCGUAACCUCCGACGGCACACUGCGCCAAAAUUCGAGGAUCUUGACGGUGAUAUGGAUGAUGAUAUGGAUGAUGAUCGAGGAUUAACCGAUCUACUUCCCCCUCUGAAUGCUGGUCCAUCUACAGAUGAACAUAUGGAUGCUUUGCGAGAACGUCGAAAUCAGCAGGCAGAUUUCAUUGCUGCCCAUCCAAGUUUUGAUCAAUCUCUAUGGAUAUUCAAGCAAAACAACCCAAUUCGACGAUUCUGUCAAGCGUGUGUUCAACCUGCAUAUGGUGAUCGAAUAUUUGGUCGACCGGCCCAUCCGAUCCUCCAAUUAGCGUUGAAGGCUAUUGUAUUCAGUGCAGUGGUAGCUAGUAUUGUCGUUGCGGCAGUUGCGUCACCUGCUUAUCGUCGAAAUUAUUAUGGUCAACAUGGAUAUAUUCGUGGAACAUGGUUUGACCUCACUGAAGUCGCCUUGGGAACGGUUUUCAUCAUCGAAGCUGGAAUCAAAAUCAUAGCAGAUGGUUUCAUGUUUUCUCCCAACGCUUAUCUAUUAUCACUUUGGAACGUCUUGGAUUUCAUCAUCCUCAUCACCCUUCUAAUCAAUACGACUACAUCACUGAUAUUCAUUGGUGGUCUGAGUCGGGUCACACGAUCAUUGAAGAGUUUCAGAGCUUUGAGACUGAUCACUCUUUUCUCGAGAUUGAGGGAUACACUUCACGCGGUACUCUUCGCUGGGGCAUUGAAGAUUUUGGAUGCAUCCAUAUUAAUGGUUCUUUACCUGAUUCCCUUUGCUGUUUGGGGUCUCAACAUCUUCUCUGGCUUGCUAUUCUACUGCAACGACGAUGAUGUGUCAGGAAAAUCCACCUGCAUAAACGAAUUCUCAACCUCUUCGACAGAUGAUUCGCUUACAUACCUAGUACCUAGAGUUUGGGCCAACCCCGCUCUUGACGCCUCAGUAUGGGCUUUUGACUCUUUCAGAGAAUCCAUUUUGAUCUUAUUCGAGAGUGUCUCACUGGAAGGUUGGAUAGACGUAAUGUCUUCUUUGAUGAACAUUGUGGGAAAAGAUCAACAACCUCAAAGUAUGGCUUCUCAAUGGAACGCAAUAUAUAUGCUCAUCUUCAAUCUGUUCGGUGGUGUUAUUAUAUUGACUCUUUUCGUCAGCAUCAUUAUCCAGAAUUUCAGUACGAGAUCUGGUAAUGCCCUGCUAACAACAGAACAAAGACAAUGGGUGGAUCUAUCUAAAUUCAUCAAAGCUCAAACACCGUCUCAAUUACCAAAAGGUCGUCCUACUUUACCUUUCAGAGCAUGGUGUUAUGAUCGUGCCACGACCAAAGAUGGUUUUUGGGCAAUCACCUUUACCUGGAUAUACUACCUUCACAUCCUACUAUUGAUGAUGCAGGAUUUCUCCAAUAAUAUCCUUACAGACGUACAACUGGAUGUCAUCUUCCUUUGCCUAACUGUGCUUUACGCCAUCGAUCUACUUAUUCGAUUUUACGGCUUAGGCAUAAUGUCGUUCAAGGCUAAUGGAUGGAACAUUUUCGAUGUCAUUGUGAUCACCGGAAGUUUCGCAACCACCAUUCCAGCAUUACAAGUAGCAGGUGCAGGAUUACCAGGCAAUCAAGUGAAUGUUCAACUGCAAAAGCUGUUCCUGGUUCCUAUAUCCCUUAAAUUGGUUCAAAGGAUUAGUUCUUUGAAUCAACUUUUCAAGACUUCAGUAGCGAGUUUACCUGCUAUUGGAAAUUUAUUCCUUCUAUGGGCAACACUGUUCAUUUGGUUUGCGAUAAUGUAUCUUGAGGUGUUUGGUCUGACGAAAAUGGGUAAUAAUGCUGGAACAAGAUUCCAGAAUUACUAUUCAUUCGGCAACGCUCUGAUCAUGCUGGCUUUCAUGUCCACUGGUGAGGGAUGGAACGGUUAUAUGCAUGACUAUACUAUAUCACCACCUCGAUGUACGGAGAACAGUAAUUUCCUCGAGUCAGAUUGUGGUAGCGCACCGGGUGCAUAUACCCUCUUCAUCAGUUGGAACAUUGUAUCAAUGUAUAUCUUCUUAAAUAUGUUUACUGGUGUGGUGGUUGAAUCUUUCGCAUAUGUCUACCAAAUGCCAGGGAGGUCUUCGCUCAAUCGAGAGGAAAUGAGGGCAUUCAAGCGACUUUGGGCAGAUUUUGACAUUCAACGUACUGGAUAUAUCAAACGUAAAGAUUUUGUCCGGUUCUUCUCUCGUUUAACGGGUGUAUUUGAAGUUCGAACGUAUCCUGCCGAAUAUAGUAUACCCAACAUGAUACACAAUGCUCUUCCUGACCCUAUCGAUAGUGCCUCUGGAAAAUCAUUUGUGGUUACAGGAGUCAAAAAGGCAGUUGAUAUAAGGAAAAUAGAACAUCAAAUCACACAGAUCGAUUAUCGAAAAGUUAGAGAAAGACGGCAUUUAUUCUCCCGACUGUAUAAUGAAGCUAAGAUAUCUGAAGAACCUGGACGAGGAAUUAGUUUCACUUCUAUGUUGAUGAUGUUAUCUCACUACAAACUGAUUGAUGAUGAAAAGGCGCUACAGCUGGACGACUUGCUCGUGCGACGGGCUAAGACUGAAAGAGUAACGGAUCUCGUCAAUCUAGAUCGAGUGAGAGGCUUACUGAGGACGAUAUACUGGAGAAGAAGAUUUUUGGCUUCGAGAGAUGAAAGAAAGCGCACCCUUAACGCUGAGGCUGAAGGUAUUCCGGCUAUUGUGCUUGAACCAAUGCCUGCAACUCCACCAUUAGAUGAAUUCGAUCGAAAUCCUUUCCAUGAUUCAUCUCGCAACCGUUCACCUCAACGUGAUGUUUCACCUUCACCUCCUCAUUCAAGAAUAUCAAGUCCCACCCAAUCUACAGAUCUACAUCACAAUAUCGCAUCUCAUCCACUCUCACCGGAUGUGUCAUUCCAUGCGUCUAACAAUCGACAUUCACCCGCUUUGUCAGUUGGUAGCAGCGCUGCAAGACCUAGUCAUCAAUCUAGACCAUCAUUAGGUAGACAAACUUCUAUUGGAAGUAUGUUGUCUUCUGAAGACGCUCAUUAUAGACGUGAAUCGCCCACUCCCACAGAGGAAAUACAAGAUGAAAAUUACUUUGAUUCAAUGGCAACUUCAGUCUGGGGAGAUAUGAUGCGUGAAGCAGUUGAUAAGGAGGAAACUUGA
This is a messenger RNA of Kwoniella shivajii, 6639 nucleotides long. RefSeq lists its product as uncharacterized. Lineage: Eukaryota; Fungi; Basidiomycota; Tremellomycetes; Tremellales; Cryptococcaceae. The transcript has 27 exons. The record is from RefSeq and is a predicted model, not a curated record. Gene Ontology annotation, molecular function: calcium ion binding; high voltage-gated calcium channel activity. The coding region runs from base 1 to 6639 and encodes 2212 amino acids. Gene Ontology annotation, cellular component: membrane; voltage-gated calcium channel complex. Gene Ontology annotation, biological process: calcium ion import across plasma membrane.